Messenger RNA from Vigna angularis (adzuki bean), 2407 nucleotides. RefSeq names its product protein DA1-related 1. Gene Ontology annotation, molecular function: ubiquitin binding. Lineage: Eukaryota; Viridiplantae; Streptophyta; Magnoliopsida; Fabales; Fabaceae. The transcript is spliced from 13 exons. The record is from RefSeq and is a predicted model, not a curated record. Bases 447 to 2042 code for a protein of 531 amino acids.
UGAUUCUCCAUAUCUACCUUCCAAUCCGUCUUUUCCUCUGUUCCUUUAAGAUAAAAAUGCAUUCAUCCCUUCUUAAAACAAUCCACUAUUAGAGUUUUUAUCCCUUUUCGCCUCCCUGUAUUUGCGUGCCAUCCAAGCACUCCCCUUUUCACCCUUUGCACUCAAAAAGCUAGUCCCAGGAUCACACACAGUCACAGACAGAAAGAGAGAGAAAUAGCUAUUGCUCUGUGGUUGACUGUGUCUUCAUGGGAAUAAGAAUCCACAAAGUGUACUUCAACUGGGAUUCAUCCGAUUCCUUUGUCUCUGCUGAUUCAUAAUCUCCUUAAGCCUCAUAGGGCGUUGCUUUAAGGGAAAAACACAGAAGAAAGAGCCAAUUCGGUGCUGCAGAACUGAAGACAUUUGAGCUAAUUCAAGAGGUUGUACCAACUUGCACCAAAUAAUAUUGCAUGGGUUGGUUUACUAAACUGCUCAAGGGAUCCAACCGUAAAUAUUCAGGAGGAGGAUAUCAUGGGAAAUAUGAAGAGGACAGAUAUUCAGACAAUCAUGAUAAUUCAGCGGAUGAUUUGACGGAAAUUGAGAAAGAAGAAAUUGAUCGGGCAAUAGCACUCUCUCUUUCAGAGGCAGAUCCGAAAGGGAAAAGAGUUAUUGAGGACGACUCUGAAUCUGAAGAUGAUGAACUGUGUCCACUUGACGAUGAGGAAGACAAUCGUGUUGGGGAAGUUCAGCAAGACGAAGAUGACCAUCAUGCUCAAAUUCAACAGGAUGAAGACAAAAAUCUUGAUGAAUUUCAACUUGAGGAAGAUGAACAACUUGCCAGGGCAAUUCAAGAAAGUUUGAGCAUCAGUUCUCCUCCUCGAUCUGACACUGAUUCUUUAUUUCAACCUCUUGCAAACUUAUUCCCACCUGUUUACAGAACUUGUGCUGGUUGCAAUGCCGAGAUUGGCAGUGGAAGAUUUUUGAGUUGCAUGGGAGGUUUUUGGCAUCCCGAAUGUUUUUGUUGUCAUGCUUGCAAACUUCCAAUCACUGAUUAUGAGUUUUCAAUGUCUGGAAAUGGCCGUUAUCAUAAAUCCUGCUAUAAGGAGUUGCAUCAUCCGAAAUGUGAUGUUUGCAAAAACUUUAUCCCACCAAACUCAGGUGGCCUCAUUGAGUAUAGAGCACAUCCUUUCUGGCUACAAAAAUAUUGCCCAUCGCAUGAGCGUGAUGGAACUCCUCGUUGUUGUAGCUGUCAAAGAAUGGAGUCAGUGGAUGCCAAAUAUCUGUUGCUUGAUGAUGGCCGAAAGCUGUGUCUGGAGUGUCUUGACUCAGCUAUCAUGGAUACCCAUGAAUGCCAACCUCUCUAUGUUGAGAUACAAGAAUUUUAUGAAGGUUUACAUAUGAAGAUAGAGCAGCAAAUUCCUAUGCUUUUGGUUGAGAGACAAGCACUGAACGAAGCCAUGGAGGGAGAGAAGAAUGGUCAUCACCACUUACCUGAAACUAGAGGACUUUGCUUGUCUGAAGAGCAAACUGUUCCCACUAUUUUAAGGAGACCAAGGAUAGGGGCAGGAUACCAGCUCAUAGAUAUGAUAACUGAGCCUUUUAGACUGAUCCGUCGAUGCGAUGUGACAGCCAUACUUGUUUUGUAUGGCCUUCCCAGGCUAUUGACUGGAUCAAUCCUGGCUCACGAAAUGAUGCAUGCGUGGCUUAGACUUAAAGGCUAUGGCAAUCUGAGGCCAGAAGUUGAAGAGGGAAUUUGCCAAGUCUUGGCUCAUAUGUGGUUAGAUUCAGAGAUCUAUUCCAGCUCUGGGAAUGAAGGUGCAUUACCAUCAUCAUCGUCUUCUGCUUCUUCCUCAUCCUCCUCCUCACCUUCAUCCUCUUCAUCAUCUAAGAAGGGCAAACGUUCUGACUUUGAGAAGAAACUUGGUGAAUACUUCAAACACCAGAUUGAGUCAGAUAGUUCAUCAGCUUAUGGAGAUGGAUUCAGAGAGGGUAACCAGGCAGUGCUCAAGUAUGGCCUUAAAAGGACCCUUGACCAUAUCCGAAUGACUGGUAGUUUUCCAUAUUGAAAAGCGGUUCAGAGUGAGCAAUUCAUUUUCAUGAAUAAAGUAAGGAAUCUCAACUGUUGAUGAGAAAAUUUAGGAGUUAGUGAUAUAUUAUGCACAAGCAUAUGAUAUCAAUGGUUAUUUUCAUCAAUGAGUGAGACUUCUUACUUUCUCUCUAGAGGAUGGACUCACUUAGAGAAACCAAAUGGAGAAACAUGAUACAAUCUUUUUUCCUCUACAGCAACCGAUAUAUCAGCUUUUUCAUUUAAAUUAAAUAGGAUGCAAAGAUUCAAAAAGUAUAUAAUUUUGACAUUACACCGGACUAAAUAAGGAAUCAAAAAGGCUCCUGUUAGUCUCCGGUUGCCAAAAGUAUAUUUUUUCUCUUUUUC